Messenger RNA from Notolabrus celidotus (New Zealand spotty), 3561 nucleotides. RefSeq names its product DnaJ (Hsp40) homolog, subfamily C, member 16 like (gene dnajc16l). The record is from RefSeq and is a predicted model, not a curated record. The transcript is spliced from 16 exons. Bases 268 to 2694 code for a protein of 808 amino acids. Lineage: Eukaryota; Metazoa; Chordata; Actinopteri; Labriformes; Labridae.
GACCGGAAGUUGAUCCGUGUACUGCAGGUACCACACUAACGAAAAGGGACAGCCGUUAGCAGGAAAAUAAUGGCCUAACCGUAGUAAACUGCCAGUACGUUGUUUAUAAUUAGCUCUAAAUAUAAGACGCGUCCGGACCUGAGCAUGUAACCUCUUGAUUUGACACACUCGUCUGUCACAGGAUCUCUGUUUUCACGUUAACACACCCGGGCAGCUCGGUAGCUAGCUGACACACCAACGCUGGUCCAAGCAGGACAGUGGGUAGCGAUGACGGGCAGGAGCACCAGCCGACAUCCUCGGACACAUCCAGUGUUGCUCACCGUUCUCCUGCUCACUUUAGGUGUGCAGUUGGUGGGUGCAUCUUCUGAGUUUGACCCCUACAAAAUCCUGGGUGUCGGGAGGAGUGCGAGUCAACCGGAAAUCAAAAGGGCUUACAAGAAUCUGGCCAAAGAAUGGCAUCCAGACAAGAACAAGGACCCCAAAGCUGAGGACAUGUUCAUCAAGGUUUCUAAGUCAUAUGAGAUUCUGUCUAAUGAGGAACGAAGGUCCAACUUUGACCGCUACGGACAGAUGGAUGAAAACCAGCCCUUCGGACAGUCUCAGCAGCAACAGGGUUUCCGCGGCUUCCACAAUAGCUUCUACUUUGAUGAGUCUUUUUUCCAUUUCCCCAGGUCCAGAGACUUUGCAGACAGCAAGUACCUGCUCCACCACGCGCAGUUUAACAGCGAUGUCCUCCCAGACAGCCACAAGAGGCCGUACCUCAUCAAAGUGACCUCCGAGUGGUGCUUUGCAUGCAUCCACAUCGAGCCUGUGUGGAAGGAGACGGUACAGGAGCUGGAGCCGCUGGGUAUCGGCAUAGGCAUUGUAGAUCUGGGUUAUGAGCGUCGCCUUGCAAACCAGCUGGGUGCUCACCGCGCUCCCUCCAUCAUCGGGCUGGUGAACGGCAGAGUCACCUUCUUCCACCAGGCUGUGGUUCGAGAGCAUCUGCGACAGUUUAUAGAAGACCUGUUGCCCCAGAAACUGGUGGAAAAGGUGACAGACAACAACUACCAGGCUUUUCUGGAUAACUGGCAUGCUGAAAAUAAGCCCAGCAUUCUCUUGUUUGACCAAGUCCCCUUUGCCCCCCUUAUGUUCAAAUUGACAGCGUUUGCCUUCAGAGACUAUGUGCGCUUCGGCUACGUGGAUCAGGGUGACACACAGAACAAUCGAAUACUGUGGCAGUUCAACAUAAACACGUACGCCCCCACCAUGCUGCUAUUUAAAGAGGACACGGAGAAGCCUGUGGACAUCAUCCAGGCCAGAGGGAUGAAGCGACAGAUCAUGGAUGAGUUUGUCUCCAACAACAAGUUCCUGCAGGUUCCCCGGCUGGUCAACCAGCAGCUCUUUGAUGAGCUCUGUCCUGUCAAGCAGUUUCACCGUCGGAGGAAGUACUGUGUGCUGCUGAUCACAGGCGAGGACCAAACCUUCCUUCCAGGCAAUAAAGCUUUCCUGGCGUUUGCGUCCACAAACAGUAAAGAGGUGCUGCGGUUUGCGUAUGUUUACCAGCGACACCAGCAGCCUCUCUGUCAGGCUCUGCUCCACAAUCAGGCUGCUGCCUCACCUCAGGUGGUGAUUCUUGAGAGGCGGAGCCAGGCUGGCAGAGUCCUCUUCCGCUCUGUGAGUGGUGGCUGGAACGGCAGCGAGGAAGAUAAGUACCGUCUUCAUGAACAGCUGGAGAUCCUUCAGAAAGACCCCACCUACCUGACCUCGGACACCACCCUGCCUACACUUAACAACGAGAUGGCUCCAAUCUUUAUUAUUCAGUGGAUAAAUGCUGCCUAUGAUUACAUCCUGCAAGUCUAUGAUGACCUUCUCUACUCCAACUGGCGAGAGAUGAUGCCCAUCCUGUCACUCAUCUUCUCAGCCCUCUUCAUUCUUUUCGGCACUGUCAUCAUUCAGGCUUUUAGUGAACCAGGUGAGAGCAAACCCCGAACACCAAAGCCAAAGGAGCAACCGCAAACUGAGGAUGACGCUUCAAGCAGAGCUAACACCACCAGCCGUCCUCCUAAGAAAGAUUUUGUGGAAGUGACAGAGCUGACGGACCUCACAUACACCAGCAACCUGGUCAAGCUGAGACCAGGACACAUCAACGUUGUUCUUGUGCUCACCAAUGCCUCCAAGACCGCCUUACUCAGGAAAUUUGCCAAGGAGGUUUUCUCCUUCUCUGGGACUCAGAAUCUCCACUUCUCCUUUCUCAAUGCUGAUAAACACAAUCACUGGAUGCCAUCGCUCCUCCACUCAACAUCUGCCAUGCAGGAUCAGGGCCGCGAUGAGGACGAGGAGUCUUCAGAUUACUCGGGCCACGUACUGGCUCUGAAUGGCCACAAGAAAUACUUCUGCCUCUUUAGACCCGUUUUCACAGGAGACGACCCCAACGACUCCUCAUCAGAGACCUCGUUCUCCUCUGACAACCGGAGAAAAUCAAGGUCCAGGUCCAGAUCCAGCUCCCACUCAAGAUCCAGGUCCCACUCCAGGGAGGAUGGGGCUGGAGGGAAGAGAGGCUCCAGUAGGGCGACGAGCAUAGACGUCCACCACAAGCUGGACAGAUUAGGACUUUGGAUGGAGAGGCUGAUGGAGGGUACCCUGCCUAGAUUACAGGUCCCUGCUUGGCCCAUUUUGGAUGAAGCCACGAACAACCUCUCUGCAGAGAGCUGAGGUCACACUCACAGAGUGCAUCUUCACCGCGGACGCUCCCUCCACAUGAAAUGAACAACACAUCCCUCAGGCGAUGAAUUUGCCCACAUGUGAUCAGAUCUUCACAUAGAUUAAUAGAAGUCUUGAAAAUGAAGCCUGAUGCACUGACAUUCUUCUUUCUGUAGCCUUCAGUCAGACAUGAUUAAUCACCUUUUUUUUUUUUUGCUCCUAUAUCUGACAAAACAUUUACAAUUAACACAAGACAGAUAGGUUAGUGUGCUGUAAUGGGCAUAUAACACAAUUUAUGUGUCCUUGUGUUUUGAAAAAUGAGUUGGUCAAAUUUGGAGCUCUUACACUUUGCAAUGAGUUGCCAUAUCUUGCUGCUUUUGUUGAAAUAUGCUACAACCAAGUUUGAAUUCAGGUGGCGUCAAAAAUCACUGUCUGUCAAUGAACCCAACAGUUAUAAAGCGACCUUUAUGUCUUAUUUUGCUAUUGUGUUUUAAAAGUUUAAAGUUGACCGAAUCAGGGAGAAACAUCAAAUGCUGUCAUAUUAUAUUUGCCCUUUUAAGACUCCCUCCCCCCCUCCUUUAAAUAACUGUAGACAAUGCAUGACAUGAGUACACAUUAAAUCACUUCUAAAUGUUAUUAAGGGAAUUUACACUGGCAGCUUAAAUGUGUCAUUACCUCUGUCUCCUCCUUUAACUCUGUAAUCUGACUAAUCUGCUUUUUCAAAAGUAUUUGCCGUACACUGUAACUCCUCAUCAUUUUUUAUUUCAUGCCCUUUAAACUUUAUAUAUGUCCAUAUAAAAUUGUAACAAGUGAAGUGUAACUUAUGAAAGAAAGUGAUUUUAAAACAGUUAAUUUAUUAAAAUGGAAGACCUGCUUUAA